Molecule: messenger RNA, 2315 nt
Organism: Pieris brassicae (large cabbage white)
Lineage: Eukaryota; Metazoa; Arthropoda; Insecta; Lepidoptera; Pieridae
Product: tripartite motif-containing protein 2-like
Exons: 9
Coding region: 20-1984 (654 amino acids)
Biological process (GO): proteasome-mediated ubiquitin-dependent protein catabolic process; protein polyubiquitination
Molecular function (GO): protein binding; metal ion binding; ubiquitin protein ligase activity
Source: RefSeq, a predicted model, not a curated record
AAUUAGUGUUCAAGAAGUUAUGUCGGAAAAAUUAAAGAAAAAGCCGGGCUUGUUCAGCACCAAGCGAUGGAAUAGUCAAAAGAAUGAUCAUCCCAUAUCAGCGCCGAUGCAAAGCAGUCCGAUUUUGUCACCACCAGUACCCUCCAGGUCCACAUCGAUUGAUAAGACAACGAAACUUCCAGCUAAUGGCAUAAACGAUCUAGUACAAUGUGCUCUCUGCCUAGAACUGCUGAACACGCCGAAAAUGUUACCUUGCCAACAUACUUUCUGCUUAGCCUGCCUCAAAGUCUAUGUAGCCGAUCUCGCCGUCGUCAGCUGCCCCCUCUGUCAUACCAGAAUUCAGACUGGCCCCAAUUUCGUUGAAAGUCUCCCUUCAAAUCUAUACAUUGAUACCCUAUUGCAUAUGGUGGGUAUAAAGGCCGAGAAGACGUCCAGUUCGACACCUCCAACUACUCCAGCAAUCGCAUCUGGAUAUCAAAAUGUAGAUCUGUUUGCAGCAGGAAUGAGAUGCACUAGUUGCAAAACCGUCUGCGAUAAUUCAGAUACGUCAUUCUGUGAACAUUGCAAGUUGAAUUUCUGUUUUGUAUGUUGGUCACAACAUUUAGAGGAUUUACGUAUUCAAGUGGGAUCCAUAUUGAAGCAGCUCGAAACGGCAGAAAGUCGAUUGACCCACAAAAUCGAACACUAUAAGGAUCGCUGCGAACACAUCGCUGAACAAAUAGACCUGGCUGCAGAGGAGAAGAUAAACGCCAUUUUGGAAGCUAAACAUGUUCUUCAAGAAGAGCUAACAGGUUUGCAGAAGUCAAGUGACAUGUCUGCUCUAGCUUUGCAGUCUUCGUUGGACGAGGCAAAGCAAGUUGCUAAUAAAGCGUUUGAGAACACAGAUGAUAUUAACAAGGUCGAAACUUUUGUACAUCUCCACCAAAACACUCUACAAUUGCUGUCGGAUGUCUCGAAAUGGGAUGCUGAGACCUUCAUAUUCGAUAAAGAGAAUUUCAGAAUCGAAUCCGAUGUAUCCACGCCUUGCGAUGCGGAAUCAGACGAUCCUUUGCCAGAAGCGGGUAAACAGAAUAACCCUUUGGAGAGCGACACUAGCCUCAUGCUGCAUUAUAAGUCCAGAAACUUUGUGCCCCAUUACAUGUGGCGCAAGACAGCACGGCCGUGUGGUGUCGGCCUCAGUCCUUGGAACAACAAUCUAUACAUUUGUGACAUGGACAGUCACAGUGUAAUAGUCGUCGAGAGGACACAGGCCAAAAUUGUAAUGAGACUAUCCUGUGAGCAAAUGCUGUGUCCAGUCCAAAUUGCCUUUAUGAAGAGUUUGGGCGAAGUUUAUAUUACAGACAAAUGGAAGCAUUGUAUCCACGUGUUUUCUAAGGACGGGGAAUAUAUAACAUCUAUAGGACAAAAAGGAAGUCGCGCUGGUAUGUUCCGUUCUCCAGAAGGAAUCGCCACAGAUAACGCAAAUCAUCAUAUUUACGUCGUAGACACUGGCAAUGAUAGGGUUCAGGUCCUAGAACCAAACGGUAAAUGCGUAGACCAAUACGGUGUAGGCGUCCGAUCCCAACCCAAAAACACAUCCAGCAUUUGGGAGAUGAAGGAGACAAUGUGCACCGAAUUUAACGCUCCAACAGCGGUAGCGGUCACAAACGACCGGGUCAUCGUGCUCGACAGUGGAAAUCGACGGGUCAAGAUCUACAACAAACACGAUAAGAGCAAAAUCGUCGAAUUCGGGUCAAUGGGUCAAAGAAAAGGUCAAUUUCGACAGCCAGAAGUUCUAGCUGUCGACCCAAUGGGGUAUAUCCUAGUCGGCGAUUCGGGCAAUUGCAGGGUUCAAAUUUUUAAGCCAAAUGGGCAGUUGGUUAGGGUUUUCGGGCGACUUGGCUCCGAGCCGGGUAAAUUUAGCUGGAUUUCGGGUAUACAUGUUACCAAACAGUUAGAUGUGAUUGUUAGCGAUACUAAAAAUCACUGCGUUAAUUUCUUUUAAUCAUAACAGCGUAAAUGAGGUAUCAAGUGUUUAAUUAAUCUUUGAACAGUGGAUAAAUGUAUAGUUCCGUAGUCCUCGACAAUUUACCCUCUACCCAUUCGAUAUGUAUGUACCCACUAAAACACUUAGGGUAACGGUAACUAGAUAUAGCACGAAUUACGAUCCAUAAGUCAAAAUCCAAGAUUUUAAAGAGUGACUUAGCCCGGUCUCUUUACAGACUCUUACCCUUGGGUAUAUAUGUGUUAAAAAGGAUUUAAGGAUAAAAUAAAAUAACAUAAGUUCAACUGCAUAUAUUGUUAAAGAAAAUAGAAUCAUUAAAUUAUAAAAAAAC